UAUGAUGGGGGUAUCUCUGGGCAGCUAGGGAGCCAGUGAGCAGAUAAGCCUGGGCCUAGAAUAAGUCUAUAAGGCACAGAGAAAGAGGACAGCAGAGGAGGUAGGAAGUAGAGGUCUUUCAAAAUCUCACGGACAAUGAAGAGCCCAUGAGGUUUUUUGAGAGAGGAAUGACUCUUCAAAGCCAGCAUUUUGUCAGGUGGCUGAAGGAGGAUUCUGUGAGUCUGAGACUGUCCUGAGCUACAGAGUUGAGAAUUUUGUCUACAAACAAGCAAACAGCCUCAGCACUUUGGUACCCGAGCUCACCCGGGAACUGGCGAUGUGUGUCCUGCUCUCACUGCUCCUGCUGGCCUCUGUCUUCUCACCAGGCCAGGCCACAUGGGGCGUCUCCAGUCCCAAGGAUGUGCAGGGCCUGAAGGGCUCCUGCCUGCUCAUCCCCUGCAUCUUCAGCUUCCCCGCCAAUGUACCAGUGCCUCACGGCAUCACUGCCAUCUGGUACUAUGACUACUCGGGCAAGCGGGAGGUGGUGAGCCACUCAAGUGACCCCACGCUGGUGGUGGAGCGCUUCAGGGGCCGAGCUGAGCUGCUGGGGAACGUGGAUCACAAGGAGUGCAACCUGUUUCUCAAAGACCUGCAGCUGGAGGACUCUGGCUCCUACAACUUCCGCUUUGAGAUCAGUGAAGGCAACCGCUGGUCAGACGUCACAGGCACCUCGGUCACUGUGACAAAGGAACCCAGCGCCCCCACUAUCACCAGAGCAGGAGAGCUGCGUGAGGGUGUGGAGGUGAGCUUCAACUGCUCCACGCCCUACGUGUGCCUGCAGGAGCAGAGCAGCCUGCAGUGGCGAGGCCAGGACCCCACGAGUUCUGUCACCUCCAGCACCCAGCGCCUCGAGCCCACUGGCGUCAGUCGCCAGGAGACCCUCCACACGGCCCUCUCCUGGCAGGACCACGGCCGGACCCUGACCUGCCAGCUCUCAGUGGCCACGCACAGUAGUCAGAAAGAGCUUUACCUGCAAGUGCUCCACGCCCCCAAAGGCGUGGAGAUCUCCCUCAGCUCCUCAGGAAGGAACAUCCUCCCAGGGGAUCUAGUCACACUCACCUGCCAUGUGAACAGCAGCUACCCCGACGUCAGUUCUGUGCAGUGGGCCAAGGAUGGAGUGAGCCUCCCGGCUGACGGGCGUGUGCUGCAGCUCUCCUCAGCAACCUGGAAUGAUUCUGGGGUCUACACCUGUCAAGCAACGAAUAACGUGGGCUCUCUGUUGUCGCCCCCGCUCAGCCUCCAUGUUUUCAUGGCCGAGGUCAAGAUGAGCCCAGCGGGGCCCAUAUUGGAAAACGAGACUUUGACGCUGCUCUGCCACACCCCCAAGGAGGCGCCCCAGGAGCUCCGCUACAGCUGGUACAAGAACAACGUUCUCCUGGAGGACGCCCACGCCCCCACUUUGCACCUGCGUGCGGUCACCAGGGCCGACACCGGCUUCUACGUCUGUGAGGUGCGGAACACCCAGGGCAGCGAGCGCUCCGGCCCAGUGAGCGUGGUGGUCAGACAUCCACCCCUCACUCCAGACCUCACUUCCUUCUUGGAGACACAGGCUGGAUUCGUGGGUAUCUUCCAUUGCUCUGUGGCCAGUGAGCCCCUGGCUACGCUGGUGCUGUCACACGGCGGCCUCACCUUGGCCUCCAGCUCUGGAGAAAAUGACUUCAACCCUCGCUUCAGUAUGUCCUCUGCCCCCAACUCCCUGCGCCUAGAGAUCCGGGACUUGCAGCCAGCUGACAGCGGGGAAUACACGUGUUCAGCCACCAACUCCCUCGGAAGCGCAACUUCCAGCCUGGACUUCCAUGCUAACGUGGCCCGACUCCUCGUCAGCCCUUCAGCAGAGGUUGUGGAAGGGCAGGCCGUGACUCUAAGCUGCAAGAGUGGCCUGAGCCCAGCACCCGACACUCGCUUCUCCUGGUACCUGAACGGAGCUCUGAUUCUCGAGGGAUCCAGCAGCAGCCUCCUGCUUCCCGCGGCUUCCAGCACGGAUGCUGGCUCCUACUACUGUAGAGCGCAGGCUGGCCCCAACGCCAGUGCCCCCUCCCGGCCUACUGUCCUCACUGUGUUCUACCCCCCAAGAAAGCCCACAUUCACUGCCAGACUGGAUUUGGAUGCCUCUGGAGCAGGGGCUGGACAUCGUGGCCUCCUCUUGUGCCGGGUAGACAGCGAUCCCCCAGCCCAGCUACGGCUUCUCCACAAAGGCCGUGUUGUGGCCACUUCUCUGCUGUCAAGAUGUGGGAGCUGCUCCCAGCGCACAAAAGUCAGCAGAGCCUCCAACUCACUGCGUGUGGAGAUCCAGGACCCAGUGUUAGAGGAUGAGGGCAUAUACCUGUGUGAGGCUAGCAACACACUGGGAAACUCCUCUGCCUCAGCCAUCUUCAAUGCUAAGGCCACUGUCCUGGUUGUCUCACCGUCGGACACACUGCGAGAGGGUGCAGAGGCCAACCUAACUUGCAACGUGAGCCAGGAAGUUGCCGUCAGCCCUGCCAACUUCUCCUGGUUCCGGAAUGGAGCGCCGUGGACCCAGGGACCACUGGAGACUGUGAGGCUGCAGCCCGUGGCCAGGACUGAUGCUGCCGUCUACGCCUGCCAACUCCUCACAGAGGACGGGGCUCAGCUCUCGGCUCCUGUGGUCCUAAGCGUGCUGUAUGCCCCAGAUCCUCCAAAGCUGUCAGCCCUCCUGGAUGUGGCUCAGGGCCACAUGGUUGUGUUCAUCUGCACCGUGGACAGCUACCCCAAGGCUCAACUGUCUCUAUUCCGUGGGGAGCACCUCCUGGCCACCAGCUUGAAACCCCAGCGUCCAUCCCAUGGCAGAGUCCAGGCCAAGGCCACAGCCAACUCCCUGCAGCUAGAGGUCCGAGAACUAGGCCUUGAGGACUCUGGAAACUACCACUGUGAAGCUACAAAUGCUCUCGGAUCAGCCAACAGUUCGCUUUUCUUCCAGGUCAGAGGAGCCUGGGUCCAGGUCUCACCAUCACCUGAGCUCCAGGAGGGGCAGGCUGUGGUCCUGAGCUGCCACGUGCCCGCAGGGGUCCCCGAGGGGACCUCAUACCGCUGGUAUCAGGAUGGCCGCCCCCUCCAGGAAGCAACCUUAUCCACACUCCGCAUUGCAGCCAUAAGUCUGAGGCAAGCCGGUGCCUACCAUUGCCAAGCUCAGGCUCCAGAAACAGCUACCGCCAGCCUGGCUGCCCCCAUCAGCCUCCAUGUAUUCUACGCCCCACGCCACGCCACACUGAGCGCCCUGCUGAGCACAGACCCUGAGCGAGUCGGCCUCCUGGUGUGCAAGGUACUCAGUGACCCGCCAGCUCAGCUGCGGCUCUUUCACGGGGAUCGCCUUGUGGCCUCUUCCCUACAAAGCCCGGAGGAACUGGCAAGCAGCGAUCCCCGGCUGCGGGUGACCGUGAGCACCAAUGAGUUACGCCUGGAGAUCCGCACGACAGGGCUGGAGGACGGCGGCACCUAUGCCUGUGAGGCCACCAACACACUGGGCCAGACCUCUACUACAGCUGACUUCGAUGCCCAGGCUGUGCGUGUGACAGCGUGGCCCAAUGCCACCGUGCAGGAGGGGCAGCAGGUGAACCUGACCUGCGUGGUAUGGAGCCCCCACCAGGCCUCGCUCCGCUACACAUGGUACAAGGGCGGGCAACGGCUCCUCGGUGCCAGUUCCAUCUUCCUGCCCAAUGUUACCGUUAUGGACGCCACCUCCUAUCGCUGUGGCGCGGGGCUCCCCGGCCAAGCACCCCACCUCUCCAGACCUGUCACCCUGGAUGUCCUCUAUGCUCCCCGAAGCCUGCGGCUGACUUACCUCCUGGAGACCCAGGGCAGGCAGCUGGCCCUGGUUCUGUGUUCUGUGGAUAGUCGGCCAUCGGCCCAGCUAACUCUCAGCCGUGGUGGCCACCUCCUAGCCUCCUCGACUGAAACCUCUGUCCCCAACACCCUGCGCCUAGAGCUUCGGGACCCAAGGCCUAGAGAUGAGGGACUCUAUAGCUGCUCCGCCCACAGCCCACUGGGCAAGGCCGACACAUCCCUGGAGCUCCGGCUGGAAGGUAUACGGGUGAGGAUGAAUCCAUCUGCUUCUGUGCCUGAGGGGAAGCCUGUCACGGUGACCUGCGAGGACCCUGCUGCCCUCUCGCAGGCCCUCUAUGCCUGGUUUCACAAUGGCCACUGGCUUCAGGAGGGGCCGGCUUCCUCCCUCCAGUUCCUGGCGACCACACGGGCUCACGCUGGCGCGUACUUUUGCCAGGUGCAUGACAGUCAGGGCACACGCAGCUCCAGACCGGCCACCCUGCAAAUCCUCUAUGCCCCUCGGGAUGCCGUCCUGUCUUCCUUUCGAGACUCGAGGACCAGGCUCUUGGGCGUGAUACAGUGCACAGUGGACAGCGAACCACCCGCUGAGCUGGUCCUAUCCCACAAUGGCAAGACGCUAGCUGCCAGCCACGGGCCUCACAGCCCCGCAUCAGGGAUAGGCGGCAUCCAGGUAUCCCGAAAUGCUCUGCGGCUACAGGUGCAGGAUGUGACGGUAGGCGGUGGCAGCGACUAUGUUUGCACAGCCACAAAUGCACUUGGUUCCAUCAGUACCACCCAGACGCUCCUGAGGGAGACCGAUGUACACGUGGUGGCUGAGCCAGGUCUGGACGUGCCAGAGGGCACAGCCCUGAACCUAAGCUGCCACCUCCCUGGUGGCUCUAAGCCCAUGGGCAACUCUACCUUCACAUGGUUCUGGAAUCGCCACCCACUACACGCAGCUCCUGUGCCCACACUCUCCUUUACCCACGUGGCCCGGGCUCAGGCCGGGUUGUACCACUGCAGGGCUGAGCUCCGCACUGGGGCCACCACCUCUGCUCCAGUCAUGCUCCGUGUUCUCUAUCCUCCCACGAUACCCACUCUGACAGUGUUUGUGGAGCCUCAGGUUGGCCUCCGGGGCAUCCUUGACUGUCGAGUGGACAGUGAGCCCCCGGCCAGCCUCACCCUUCACCUGGGCAGCCAACUAGUAGCCUCCAACCAACCCCAGGGUGCUCCCACCCAGUCGAACCUCCGCAUCUCCUCCUCCCCCAAUGCCCUGAGACUGGACAUGGAGGAGCUUGGACCCAGCAAUCAGGGGGAGUACGUGUGCACUGCCUCCAACGCCCUGGGCUCUGCCUCCGCCUCAGCCUACUUUGGGACCCAAGCCCUGCACCAGCUCCAGCUGUUCCAGCAGCUUCUCUGGGUCUUGGGAGUUCUUGCUGGCUUCCUGUGCCUGCUUCUGGGCCUGGGGGCCUGGCACACCUGGAGAAAGCAGCAUUCUAAUAAGCUGAAUGUGAACGAGAACUCAACAGAGAUGGUCACUCAGAAAGACACUAUCCAGCUCUUGAUGCAGCCACACAUGGAACCUCACCUCGCGUCAGAUCCCCGAGCUGAUGGAUGACUUACCUGCCUUCAGGAGGGGGUGGUGGCUGAUGUGUGACAACUCAGGUGCUGUGAGCAAGGUCCCACCUACCUCUGUACAGGCAGCAUGAAGGUGGCCGCCUUUCCUGACCUGCCUUCCGAGCCUCUUGCUCCUAAGAAGAACAGAUGGAGAGAUGUGAGACAGAAGUUGACGGCUGCCUCCAGGGCUCUGGGACAGAAUCAGCCAUGUUGCCCACUUCUCUUUGUGUGGCUUUCCUCUGUAUCCCUUUGCCUCUUUCCCUUCAAAGCCCACCUUGGACUUCUUUCCUGAUAGGUUAGAACAGCAUGUGGUUCCUCACGGACUUGCUAGGACACUCUGUGCCGUACAGAGACCAAAUACAGACUUUAGCAUGACAGGCUUUUAUUUUUCUCUUCUGAAAACUGGUCUGGUUAUGCUAUGGUGGUAUCAGAAUCCUCACUUGCUUUUCUCCAUUCCCCAAGUGUUGCCUUUGACUAUGAAGCUCGGGUGACUGUAGCCCAUGGUCCCUGCGGUGAGAAGGAAGAGCGCAGUGAAGGUCCACUCAUUCCCGUGGUCCAUAGAGCUAGAACAUGCAGUUGCUGCUUUCCUCACUUCCCAUUAGCGACAAAGAGGUCACAUAAACACACCAUGCUGCAAGGGAGACUGGGAAACGUACUUUUUGUUCUGCGUCUUGACUACAUGGGGAACCUCUAUUUCUGAAGGAUCCUGCUGUGGACUCGGCCCCAGGACUUUUGACGCUGAAGAAGAGUGGCAUUAUCCAGCUAGGCUCUGACUCAGUGUCCUGGGCCAUUCUGAUUUUGAGUUUCCUGGAAGGAGGAGUACUCCUUACAUGGUGAAACUGAGGAGCCAAGGUUUGGUGGUCCCUAAGUAUCUUAGUUACUGUUCUUUUGCUGUGAAGAGACACAAGACAAUUCUUAGAAAAGAAAACGUUUAGCUCGGGGCUUGCUUACAGUGUUAGAGGGUCAGGAUCAGCAUGGUGGGAGGCAGACGGCUGUGGAACUGAAGCCGUAGCUGAGAGAGUUAUAUCUGGAUCAACAGGCAGCAGGAAGGGAAGGAGGGAAGGAGAGAGAGACACCCUGUCAUAGUCUUUUGAAACCUCAAAACUCACCCCCAAAGACAUGCCAUCUCCAACAAGGCCAUUCCUCCUAAUCUUUCCCCUAAAGUUCAGCAACCAGAGACAAAGCCUUCACACAGAAGGGCUUAUGGGGGCCAGUCUCAUCCAAACCAUCACACCAGGUAGGGUAAAGGCAUGCCAGGCAGACAUCCUUGCAGAGGAUGAAGAAGUAACUCACCCCAUUCCCUCCUACCCCUGCAGUUGCACCAGCUCUUUCAAGACCGAGGGGCAGACAGGGGGUUGGCAGCACCCUGUUCCUGCUCUGGGUACAUGACGGUGUGCACACGUCAUGGCAAAGUGAACAAGCACACAUUCCGUGGACUCCCAAGCUCCGGUGCCUGUUAACACAACUGAGCAUCACCAAGAGGGAGCGAAGCGUUCCUGAGAGGUCAGGGAUGGAGGGGAGCUGGGUCUACAGUGGCCGGAGACUCCCGCUGUAGCCUGGCAGUAGAUGGUAAAAGGAACAAAGGGCCAGGGGCUGAGAGCCUGAAGAACAGUCGGAGGAGCUAGAAGGUCGGGAAUAAAUUGGGAAAGGGAUAACAACUGUGUAGCCGAGGCUCUGCUCUUGCUUGUUCUAGGCUCACUUUCUUCCUUCUCUUCCCUUCCCCUUUCCUGCCUUCCUUCUGUCCUUUCUUCCUUUUCUUUUCUUCCUUUCUUUUUUCUUUCUUCUCUCCCUCCCUCCCUUUCUUCCUUCCUUCCUCCCCACCCCAAUCCCCAGACAAGGUCCCAUGUAGCUCAAACUGACUUCAGUCUCAUUAUGUAUCUGAAAAUGGAUGACCUUAAACUUCUGAUCUUCCUCAGGCCCCAUUUUCUUUUGUGCCUGAAUGCCAUACUUUCUCUGGGAGUCUGUCCAGCAUAUUCCUCCAAUAAACCUCCAUUCCAGGAUACAA
Messenger RNA from Meriones unguiculatus (Mongolian gerbil), 7441 nucleotides. It is a transcript of the gene Siglec1, whose product is annotated as sialic acid binding Ig like lectin 1. NCBI's taxonomy places the organism in Eukaryota, Metazoa, Chordata, Mammalia, Rodentia, Muridae. The coding region runs from base 317 to 5437 and encodes 1706 amino acids. The record is from RefSeq and is a predicted model, not a curated record. The transcript has 22 exons.